Odontomachus brunneus is the source of this 19768-nucleotide messenger RNA. Its product is annotated as insulin-like receptor. Gene Ontology annotation, biological process: multicellular organism development; positive regulation of kinase activity; positive regulation of phosphatidylinositol 3-kinase/protein kinase B signal transduction. Lineage: Eukaryota; Metazoa; Arthropoda; Insecta; Hymenoptera; Formicidae. Gene Ontology annotation, molecular function: ATP binding; insulin receptor substrate binding; insulin receptor activity. Bases 2710 to 7005 code for a protein of 1431 amino acids. Gene Ontology annotation, cellular component: insulin receptor complex; axon. The transcript is spliced from 8 exons. The record is from RefSeq and is a predicted model, not a curated record.
UAAUUCAAUUAUCGGUACACGUUCAAUCACUAGGACGUUUACCUUAUUGAUUUUUUAACAACAGAAUAUUUUUCUCUGUGUAUACUUUUUAAAUCAUAUAUCAAAUUAUCAUCCUCAUCUUUUUCAAGAUGUGGAUUGAAUCAUCUUUGCAUGACUAACGGCUGAAUGAUGAACAGAUACGACAGACUUAUCUUUUCUUCCUUUUCUCUCCUUCGGCACGGUAUUUAAUGGCGAUAAGGCUUAAUUGCAUUUGCCGUCAAGUACCGACGAUGGGACGCGCAUUAUCGUUCAUGUAUUAUCUCUUUCGUGAAAAAUGCACAGGCCCAUGCUCGAUAAAACAGUAAUUCACACGGACACGAGUCCCCCAUAGUAUCACUAAAGGCUUUUCGUAGCGCGCUUCCUCUAACGAUCGUUUUACGUUUCCGAAUGCCAUUAGGGUAUUGCCGAUAACGUCUUUCGCUGUUUCCUGAUACCGUCCAUCCAUAAAGAUGGAUCCUCCUUCUCUCUCAUAGCGUGAUUAUAUUAUCGCAAGGAAAAAACCGUUGUUUACGUAAAUAGCAUAAAUGACUCACGUCACGUUGAAUAUUUAUGGUCCGGAAAAAGGAAUAUCACCGAGGAAAAUAUCAGUGCUAGAGUAUGCUUUAGGAAAUCCAACUUGUUCUCCCGGAGCUUUUUUUCCACGACCAAAGAAGAGGAAGUUUGUUUCAGCCGCGUUACAAUUUAUCUCUCUUCCGUCGCGUCAACACAAUCAGGGAAUCACGUGAGACGAAUAGUUGUGUUUCCUCUGAGCCGCAAACACACGUGCGUCACGUCGAGCGAGAGACAACGACGUGUAGGAUGCAAUACGGGAAAAUGAGAAACAACGCAGGUCCGCAAUCGCUCUCGACCUCGUUGCCGGAGAAGAAAUACCGAGUCCGUGCGAUACGCGAAAUACUUGAUAUCGUUCAAAGGUUAGCAUUUCCAUUCCCGCCGCCCUUCCUGUCCGCCCACCCCGUCUUCCAUCGUUUACGCGUUCUCUCCUCAGGCCGGCUUCUCGUCGUGAGUACACAAAAAGACAAGCGGGAAGACGAAGGUUGGAGAAGCGACCGGGACUGACGCUGCCUCCGCCGUCUCUUGGCCGAGAGCAGAGUGGUAGCCGCGGCGACGACCGUCGCACUAAAAACACGGAAAUAUUUUUACGGCGACGACGGCGUCGGAACUUUUGUUCCUGCUACGCUUCUUCUCUCAUCGUCGCACUCCUCUUUCUCUCUCUCUCUCUGUCUCUUUCUCUCUCACUCUCGCCCACCAGGCUGCCCUGCCCUUUCGCCGGUUUCUCCCACCUCGCGGUUUCGACCCUCGCGCCGUGCCCCCACCUUCGCCCUCUUCCCUCUCCCGCCGGGAACCACCCCACCACGGGCGUUCGCUCUCUCCCUCAUUCCCGUCAUAUCUCGCGUGCGAGCAGUAGACAUGAAUCGACGACGGACUCUCGAGCGUGUUUUCGUGCGAAUACGCGACUCCAGCGCGCCUUAUAUCUACGAUCUGCGAGAGGAGAGCCUCUUCUGCUCGUAAGGUUAAAAGCGUCGCUUCGCACUGCUGCGCGAUCGUUGGCGCCGCCGUCGCCGCCGCCGCCGCCGCCGCCGCCGCCGCCGCCACUGCCGACGCCGUGCUUCUUACAUUGUAACGCGACGGCUCGGUUGCCUUCAAGCGGCAGUUGCUUCCCGACGACUCGAACCGACGCUCGCGCUCUCUCAACAGCGGUGUGUGCGUGUGUUCUAUUACGUGCGUGUAGUGUAGUGACGAUCAUCCCAAAGGCGUCAGUCGCGUCGCGCCACGUCGUGUCGAUUCACAACAACGUAGCUAGCCGGUCACUCUUUCCCUUCCCCUCGACGGGAAAGCUGAGCGGCCGCUUCGUUCAUCCGCUUGGUAGCCGUUGAUUUACGCGAUAGUAGUGCGCGCCGAACCACGUGCUGUACGGUCCUGAAAGUAAUUAUUGCCUCUGUGUGUGUGUGUGUAUAUCUUCGUGUUUACGGGAGACCCGAGUCACGCGCGCAUCCACAACAGUAGACCGUGUUAGAGACACGAGCUCUCCGCGAAUGUGUUCUACACGGAUACACCGCGGGCUUGUCUUUGCCGUGCGGUUCUCGACUACGCUGCGGGACCGGCGAAGUGAGUAGAAAGUGAUUUCGGACUAUCGGCAUGGCAAGUAAUGUGGGACAUGCUGGCGGCAGUGCUCUACCAGUAAUUGUGUUAUCGACGCAUCGCCAUCGACGUUGGCCUGCAGUACUUUUAGCGGGAACGCUGCGCUGUAUCUACGACCCACGUGAUUACGGCGCGGCGUCGACAUUAUGAAGGACCGAAAACACCUUGUUCUCGAGGAGGGGCUGCUUUGAAGAAGAUACUUCGCGCUGCUGCCAAUCGAGGGUCUCGUGGAGCUGCUGAUCGUGCAGGCCUCUAAACGCUGUCGCGUCUUCGAGAAGAACAUCUCCAAGAGGCGUUUGAAGUAAUUGACCGAGCGACCGACUCUGCGCGUGGGCGGCAAGAGCGGCAGGAGAAGUGGAAGAGAGAGAGAGAGAGAGAAAGAGAGUUCAUCGGGGUCGAUCGUGUUCAAUUGUCGAUCAAUCAAAGCAGACGAAACGGCGAAAGUGGUAGUCGGGGAUAGGCACGUGGGGAUAAGAAUCGGGAGCGUUCAACGGGAGAAUCCAGCAGCCCGGUGUUCAAUGAGACAAGGAGAUGAGGAUGAGAAAGUCGCUGCUGAUCGUUCUGCUGUGCGUCUCGGUGGCGGGCCUGGCGCUCUGCCAGGAGAGACGGUGGCCGAAAACGACCACGAAACACCGGGAUAAAAGCGCCAAGGGCAAGUACGAGCCCGAUUACGCGGACAGGACGAGGGAGGAGGAGGAGGAGGAGGAGGAGAACUCCGAGGAGUUAUACUACGAUCGGGGUUCGCCAGCCGCCAACGACUUCUACUUGGAACUCCCAGACAAGCUGGCUUAUAGAAACAACAGGGCGAUCGAUAACUCCAGAUCCACGGAGGUCGGGUCCAAGAACAAUCAGCAGUCUAGUCAGUCGUCAAAUCUGCCCAAGUCGCACGCCAAGUCAAGCGAGGAGACGCGGGAGAAGGGAGAGACACUCAAGAACGUGACUACCGGGGAGGGUAUUUGCCAGAGUAUAGACGUCAGGAACAACGUGAAUCACUUUACGGUACUGAGGAACUGCCGCGUGAUCGAGGGCUUCCUACAGAUCGUGCUGAUCGAGAACAAUACCGAGGCGGACUUCGAGAACAUCAGCUUUCCGAAGCUGCGUGAGAUCACCGGCUAUCUGCUCCUGUAUCGCGUGGAUGGUCUCAAGAGUCUCAGCAAGCUCUUUCCGAACCUGGAAGUCAUCAGGGGCAACAUACUCCUCACGGACUACGCCUUCAUGAUAUACGAGUUGACGAGCUUGCAGGAGAUCGGCCUCAUCAAUCUGACAAAGAUCUCCCGGGGCGGCGUACGCAUCGAGAAGAAUCCCGCGCUCUGCUUCACGAACACCUUAAAUUGGAGUCUGAUUGUGCCGGCUGGCGAGAAUUUUAUCAAGGACAACAGAAACGAGCAGAAUUGCCCGCACACGAAAGGAUGCUCGCAGUGUCCCGGUGGUUAUUGCUGGACUGCCCAGCACUGUCAGAAGAUAGCGAGACCGAAAUGUCACCCGCAGUGCUUAGGGGAGUGUUACGGACCGACCGAGAGCGACUGUUACGUGUGCAAGCAUUAUCGGCACGAGGGGAAAUGCGUCGAGAACUGCCCGCCGAAUCUAUACGCAUAUCUCUCGAGACGAUGCAUCACGCAGGACGAAUGCCAGAAAAUGAAUCGUAUGAAAAGACUUCAUAAAACGGAUAGCAGCACUCACACGUGGCGACCUUUCAACGGUUCCUGCGUCACUCAGUGUCCGGAUGGGUUUGAGGAUGACACCGAUGAGAAAAAUGCGACAAUCUGCCGGAUGUGCAAAGGUCGGUGCCGUAAAAUCAGCAACGGUGCCAUCAUACGUCACAUCUCGGACGCCCAGAGCUUUCGCGGUAUCACGGUGGUGAGAGGACCUCUCGAGUUCCAAAUUAGAAACGGCAAUCCGAAUAUAAUGAACGAACUGGCGGACGCGUUCGGCCAGAUCGAGGAGAUCACCGCGUACUUGAAGGUGACGCACUCCUUUCCGAUCACGUCGCUGAACUUCUUCAAGAAGCUCAAGGUGAUCAAAGGCGACAACCUGGACAUCAACAACGGCAGUUUGGUGAUCUUGGACAAUCCAAAUCUCUCAGCGCUCUUCCCGCUGACGCAGAAAAUCAAGAUAGAAAACGGCAGGCUGUUCUUCCACUACAAUCCAAAGCUUUGUCUCUCAAAGAUCGAACAGCUUGGCAAAAUGGUGAACAUCACCAACUUCACAAAUCUCGAGGUGCAACCGGAGUCGAACGGCUACAAAGUCGCCUGCAACGUCGUCAACAUAAACAUCACGGUGAAGAACGAGGCCGCCGAUCAUGUGGUCCUCACUUGGGACAGCUACAAGGUGCAGGAGGGACAGAAGCUUCUCAGCUAUCUUCUGAGCUACAUAGAGACCGAGAACAAGAACAUCACGUAUGAGGGGACAGCCUGCGGUAAUAAUACGUGGCAGGUCGUCGAUGUCGAUAUACCGAGCUGGAAUUCAACCGUCUCGAAGCACAUUGCGAACUUGAAGCCAUACACCAAGUAUGCCGCGUACGUGAAGACGUUCACCGCGAGGAACGAGAAAGCGUUCGUCAGCCCGGUAGGACAGUCGGAGAUCAUCUUCUUCCGCACGAAGAGUGCGAUACCGUCGGUACCGACGAACGUGAUAUCCAAUGCGAUCAGCGACAACGAGAUCUUGCUGAAGUGGGGCCCGCCAAUCUAUACGAACGGCCCGAUCGGUUACUACAUGAUCUCCGGUGAAAUUCAGCUGGACGACGAAGAGCUGCUCGCGUCGCGUGACUAUUGCAACGACACGUUGGUGAACGAAGUCGAGGAGGAGGUGCAAGUGCAGGAAGAGGUGACGGUGAAGACACCGCCUCGGAAUCCCGCUUCCUGCUGCUCCAAGGACGCGAACACGAAGACCACGACCUCCUCCAAGCAUUUUGAAAUAUUCUGCCACGGCAAUAUGACCAUCAGUCACCUCUCGCCGGGCUGGAAGGAUUAUUGUGUGUUCAACAACUACAACUCCGAAAACAGAUUCUACGAGCUGACGAACAAUCUCUCGUUGACGCCGUUGCAAGAGAUGCGGAAAACAGAUUCUGCGAUUGUCUCGGGUAACAGUGUCGCGAUCAAUCAUCAAAACACCAAAGUGUUCGUGUACAAUGUCACCGCCCAGAACAAUUCGUACCUCUUGACUAAAUUACGCCAUUAUUCUCUGUACACCAUCACGAUCGCUGCGUGCGGUGUGAAGGUAGAUAACGUUCCGCUGUGCUCGUCCAUACAGUACACGAACACCAGGACAAAGAGACGACAUGAUGCGGAUGAUAUCAAAGACGUGAAGGUUCACGUGACCAAUGAAACGAUAGUCGAGGUGAUUUGGGAGUCGGUGAAGGAUCCGAACGCGUUCACCGCCUCGUACACCAUCGAAUACACGAAUCUGGAUGUGAAAGACGCCAAGAAAAGCACCGAGUGCAUACCAUACACGAUGGGCCGUCGCCAGGAGGGCAGAUACAACAGUCACUACAUCAGAAACCUCAGUCCGGGCAAGUACAGCUUGAGAAUGCGCUCGACGUCGUUAGCGGGUGACGGCACCUUCACCGCCGUGGUCGUUUUCUCCGUCGGCCUGUCGGACAACAAUCGGAUGUUGCUGACGACACUGCUAAUCGGCAGCAUACUGCUCAUCGGCUUGUUAACACUCUUCUUCUUCGUGAGAAAUCAACAGAAACGACGGAAGCAAGAGCGACUGAUCGCAAGCGUGAAUCCGGAUUAUAUCGAGACCAAAUACAUCGUCGACAGCUGGGAAGUGCCACGGGAGAACGUGGAGAUCUUGGAGGAGCUUGGUCUCGGCAAUUUUGGCAUGGUAUACCGCGGUUGUCUGAACGGCACGCAAGUGGCGAUCAAGACAAUCUCUGAGAGCGCCAGUCAACGGGAGAAGAAUGAAUUCUUGAACGAGGCCUCGGUGAUGAAGAACUUCUCGACGUUCCACAUAAUCAAGCUGUUAGGCGUCGUCUCCAUUGGUAACCCGCCGUUCGUCAUUAUGGAGUUGAUGGAGAAGGGUGACCUGAAGACAUAUCUGCGGGGCAUACGCGACUCGGAAAUGGUGCCGAAUGCGUCACGGAUAAUGCGCAUGGCAGCGGAAAUCGCUGACGGUAUGGCUUAUCUGGAAUCGAAGAAGUUUGUGCAUCGCGAUCUCGCAGCGCGCAACUGCAUGGUCUCCAAGGAUCUCGUAUGCAAGAUCGGCGACUUCGGCAUGGCAAGGGACAUCUACGAGACCGAUUACUACAAGAUCGGCAAGAAGGGUCUGCUGCCUAUCCGGUGGAUGGCGCCGGAGAACCUCUCCGACGGUGUGUUCACGUCCGACUCGGAUGUGUGGUCGUUCGGCGUGGUGCUCUACGAAAUACUCACCCUCGCCGAGAUCCCAUACCAGGGCUUCUCAAACGAGGAGGUGCUGAACUACGUGCUGCACAAGGGCGUGCUGAACGUACCGCGCAACUGUCCCGAGAACAUACAGAAGAUCAUGGAGAAGUGCUUCAAGUGGCGGCCGAGCGAUCGGCCGACUUUCAUGGAGAUCGUCUCCGAGCUGGAGCCGUUCCUCGGCCAGGACUUUUGCGAGAAGUCCUUCUAUCAUUCGGACGAGGGUAUCGAGAUACGCAGCCUCGGGAUAAAGAAGGUCUACCAUCACGCCGCGCCGAUACGAUUUCACUGGGGCAACGAAACCGCCCGCUGGGUUAAGGACUUUGAGGACAACGUCACGUUGCUCGACCAGAUGAAGGCCGGUACCAGUCGCGGGCGGAUCUUCAAGAACGGCUUCCAGCACUUUGGUAACGUACCAAACUUAGAAGACGUUCCGCUCGAUCGAUGAGAUUAGUUAGUGCAUUAUUGAGCGCGAGAGAAGCUCCUCUUAAGCUUUUAUUCGUGCUACGCCUGCGAGAGAGAGAGAGAGAGAGAGAGAGAGAGAGAGAGAGAGAGAGAGAGAGAGAAAGAAAGCCCUCUUUGGUCACAAACUCCGCGGAAGGACCUGUAGAUAUUAAAUGUGUACAAACAAUACUCAGGGCAAUUAAGCGAGUGGUCCGACGAAACCGUUGGACGCAGGUUACGUGAGAGAGAGAGAUGAUGUUACCAAGUCGCCCGCUCGCUCGCUCGCUCAUUCAUUCAUUCAUUCGUUCGUUCGUUCGUUCGUUCGUUCAUUUAUUUGCUCGCUCGUUUGCCGGCACGCGCUCACGUGUGCUUUUUUCUUGUCCUUCUAUCUCGUCGCGGACCAAACGUAACCAGACCUCGAUGACGGAGAACGAUGCCGGGGUGAGACCGACACCGCGCGCGCGCGACCUCGUCGCCGGCGCGAACGGGAAAGAGAUGAACAAUGGUAUUCGCAAACGGAACCUAAACCAUCGGAAAACAAUUAGACACGUCUAUAGUGUUCCCACUCUCAAGCGAAAGAAGCCCCGCCGCUUCUUCAGUCUGUAUCGAUAGUCGUUACCUGCAACUUGCCUCGAGUGAGAUAUGAAUUUAAAGUUAAACGUGAGUUUUUCAGCAGAACUGCGAUUGCUUGCGUCGUGCAAGCACAGAAGAAGAUCGCCAAAACUGAUGUCUAAUUAUCGUUAAAUAUUUUAUACAGCACACAAUUAUUGUGCACUGAUUACUAUAAAACUAUUAUUUGCUCUUGCUUUGCACUUGAAACAGUCGUAUUCAAUUCCGUUACAAUUUUGCGAUUGCAGACAUUUCAUCACGCAAUUGUAAAACUCAGAUUCUGUUUGUAAAUUUCACCAAGGAUCUCACUUGAGGCGAGUUUCAAGCAAUAAUUGUUAUCACGAACCACAGACUCGUGUUUCUUUCCUUCGAACGCCGCGCCCAGGGCUCUCUCGAGCCCUUCUGCCAUGCGAACGUUCGCCGACUAUCCAUUCCUUCCGAGGGUUACUUUCUCCGCUGUCCUCUGUACGGGCAUACUUUUAUCUCUAAGCAGCUGUUCCCGGGCGCUGUUACGACGAUGUGCCUCAGCGAAGCCGCCGAGGCCUCGCGACAAUGGCUUUCCCUCGCUUUACGAUGCGUCGGAGCAGCACCUGAUUUUUUUCUCAUUGAAAUUGCGCGAGCUCGCGACCUCCUCCGCUGCAUCGCCGCGUCUCCUCAGUUGUCUCAGGUCCGUGGAAUGCUGCUUCGGGACCGACUCUCAAGGCGCACAGCCGCAGAACGAUUUCUACAAACCAGAGUUCCUUGUCGCGUCGCGCGUCUGCAACGCGCGCGCGAGACGCCGCAGCGUAAUCUCAAGGUUGUACAUAGUUACUCGAAAUAACGCCGGUCAUUUACACGUAAGAUAAUAGUUGAUAGAACUGGAUGCAAUAUUACCGCGUACAUACAAACACAUACAUAAACACACAGUCCUGUGUAAUCACCGAUAAUUUAUCGAGAGUUUGAGGAAAGAAAGAAAAGACAGAUAGACACACUUCGCCCUCGCAUGUAAAUAAUGAAGUCACAAGUCUCUUCCUCGCGCGGAUACCUCCUAGGUAGUAAUUGCAAUAAGCGUGUCUACAAUCCACGAUCCACGUCUCUACCGAUAGAAUUAGCGUGAUGGGUAGAUAGAUAGGGUAGGUAGUAGGUAGAUAGGUAGGUAGGUAGGCGGGUGAGAUUACGGCGGGUGCGUGAAUUAGGGGGCCCGGCCGGGUCACGUUUAGGUUUACUAUUGCACGUCACGGAAUUCGAUUCUAACGUUCAGCCUCGGAUUUUGCAGAUGCGGAAUUGGACGACAGUAAACAAUCGGUAGGUAGUGUGACAAGACAAAGUAGCUAAUUAAUGAGACGCAAUAUGUAUAUUAUGAUCGAGAUCCCUGGAGCGAGUCUCGCAACGCGUCGAGAGACGUUUUCACUUGCACUCGCGACAACGAAACGUAUAACUUGCAUCGGUUCCACUCAAAUCCUGAUAACGAUCCUUCGACGAUACCGAUUUGUUCGUGUAAACAAUUCGUGCAUCCUUCUCUCGUACUGUUCUCCGUCGUGGUUACGUGACAGAAAAAUUUGUCGCGAUCGAUAUUCGCGAAGAAGCCGGCGAUAUAUUUGUAUUUGCAUCGCGUGGAGCCGUAAGAAGAAUCCUUUUCCCGGUCGCAACGCAAACACCGUCUUCGAGAAGCUCUCGAGACUCGUUCCAGUCCCCGACAGGAUGUUUUCGAGCCUCUGCUGAGGCUUCAGAGAUUACGUGUCACCUGUACAGGAGACAACCGAGAAGUGCUUACGACGAAAGAAAGGAAGAAAGUGUAACAGCGAAUUUUUUACGAUAUAUCCUACCCGCGUUGCGGGAUUAUUGUAUCAUACGAAAGUUUAUCAAACGUGCGUUUUGUUCUGUCGGGAAAGUUUGGGGCAACGCGAAUAUAGAUUUCCCGGAUCGAGUGCGGGUCGUUUUUCCGACUGCUUCGCGGUCCCAUCGUCCUACCGGACGCAGUAAUGAACCGUGAGACCAGCUGCACAGUAAUUAGUGAUCACGGCCGGCUUAAUUGCGUCACGUCCCAUCGAAGCGACUCGAGUCCUUCCUGGACUCUGGAAAUUCCGGAAAUACGGCUUCCGCGAGCAAGCACGGGGAAUCUCCGCGACUCGACUCGAUCUCGCACGCGGGAAAAAAGAAAUAAAGAACAAUAUCAGCUGAAUCUCUUUGUCCGUGUGCGACAAUCAGCGCGGCUCGUAGAAGGACACGACCUAUGUAGAAACAAAAGCGCGCAUGUAAUAUAUGUAACAUAGAGUACGAUUUUAGCUCUUCUCGUAGCUCUUCUUCGCUUGUUCAGCACUCUGAUUCUUCGGCGUAUACUAUUAUCGAAAACAAAGCAAACACGUAUGUGUAACGAGCGUUUCUAUGUCAGUAGGCAAGUUGAGGGUUGGAAAAUGUGCAUACAGGGAAGGGCCGCGUAUUCUUCUCCUAUUUUACAAAGUUCGAGGUGCACGUUCAUAACCCGGCAUAAACGGUGUAUGUGUACUUGGCGAGUGUAUAAAUAUUGCUUAUAAUCCGGCACGUGUGUGUGUAUGUGUGUGUAACUUUUCGUAAAGAUAAGAUUAUUUAUACGACUAUGCUUUACGAGACAAUUAAUUGAUACAAUUCGAUUAACAUAUUCAGUAUCGCGGAUAUCAUCUCGCGACAAAUCUCAUUGAGGCAAAAAUCGCCGUACAUUUCCAACGACCAGUGUAUCGAGUUAGAUAUUUCUCGAUACUUCUCGGACGAUACGGUUAAUUGAACAACACCGCGUGAUGUCGCGCAGUCGGGCGUAAUUUUAUUCGCGAAUGUGCGGCAAGCUUCUUGCCGCGAUUGAAAAUUGCAUUAAUAUUCCCGCGGCCGUUUUAUUUGCACGCUCACCAUUUGCAUUUGUACACCGAGUACUACCAUGUACAUACAUUUGCACACACCCGUUCGUGUAUAUAUUUUCUGGUGCGCCGCAAUUUCGCCGGCGCUCGUUGAUGGACGAGAAAGGGCGAGGAAGAAGGGGAGGUGGAAGCUGCGCUGGUCGACCACGCGAGCGUUCAUUACAAUACGAUUAGCAAUACAAUUAGCAUUCUCGCUACGAUAAUUUUUACCAUUACGAUCAUAGCAGAUAACGGUAAUAACGGCUUGAUGACGGGGUCUUGAAAGAGAGGGGCUCGCUUAGAGUGUAAGUUAGCCGAGACACGCGUUUCAACGCAUGUAUCGAGAUUCUGUCUCAAUUUCUUCACAGUCGCACCACCCAGACGACGGUACGGCGCGUUUCGAGCAUCCUUUAGGUAACGAUAACAAUCGCUCGCUAGUGUCCCGAUGUAAGGCAAUUAUUUAUGCGUAUUUAUGUAACAUACACGCACCGGGCGCGAUGAAGGAGAAUCGCGGACGCGAAGUGGAAGCGACGAUCGCGUUAAAGCGAAGUCCAAGACGAUCGCCUUAGGCAGAGACAUGAAGUUUUGAGAAGAACAGGAGAAGGAAACAAGAAAACUGUCCUGAGAUAUUGUUUCCCGAUGAGAGAUCGCUCCGUUUUCGAUUGCGGCGCGACUUCUCGUGCAUGUACGCCGAGAGCUACUUUAAACACUUAAGUAAUGUUAAUUUUAACAGUGUGUGUGGCGCAUAUCGAGAAGGAAAAGCGGCUGAAAACGAGUAGAAUUGACGUCCCAACGAUCCUCACCCUGUCCAUCGCAAGAAAUUACGCGGCGAUGCUCUUGAGAUAUCUUGGAGCGAAAUUCCAGUGGAGCGAGCACCGAGCUCCACUCGAAUCCGAGUGAUUCUUCACUCAUACAGAGCGAGUUCUCUCGAGUCGCGGAGUAUCUUCACGCGAAAUUGAAGAGCGAAUCUAACGGCACUCCGUCGUAAGAACAGUCUCGCUCUAAUUGAUUGGAACAUUCGCUCACACGCAGUUGAAAAGCAUCCUAAGCUUGCAGAGAAAGCUGAACGUUCAGCAGAAAAGCUGAACUAUUGCAAAAUUCGUUAAUGUGAUUGGCGUGCACUCUUAAUCUUGAUUGAAUCUAAGAGCAUAUAUCAAUCAAAUUCGCGAGUUUUACGAAGUAGUUGCAAAGCGGGGUCUCCUCUGCUGAGCGCAGUCACAGGCACUCUCGAGUGGCAGUGUUUUCACGAUCGCUUCGACCGAGAGCACCAGAUCUGUUCGUUCUCGAAGAACUUCCGAACUAGCGUAUUAAGUUAAGGUGAAGGGAGAUGUACUUGUUUCAUUCUGAAGUGCAGAAGUUGUUCGAACAGACCUGUUGCCAGCCACCGUUCACUCGUCCCGAUUGAGACAUUCCACUCCGAGAAAUUUCGCAAGAAAGAGAGAGAAAGAGGGUACGUGGCUGAAAUUGCCCAGGCAGAUCGUUGAAUCGAUCGACAACUUGUCACAGUGAUCGCGUAAUUGGUCGAUUGCCGACAUCAACGGGGACGAGUCUCGUUCAUCCGAGCCGACGUUUCGUCGAUUCCGCCGCUCCGUUUUUCUCUUCUCUUUGUGUGUAUGCGCCACGCACGUAAUACAAUCCUGCCGCUGUAAGAGUAAUAUAUGACGUAUGUACGUUUAAGUAUUUAUUCCUACUAGAGAUUAUAUUUUACUAUUGCGCGCGCGCGCGCUUUCAACAUAAGGAGAUGAUUAAUGCACUUUUGCCGCGAGGAAGCGCGCCGUACCGCCUCACAUACAGUAUCGUCUGCUUAUCCCCUUUACCCCUCCCGCGUGAAGCUCCCGCUCUAUGAAUACAUAAUUAUCAGGGUCUUAGAAAUAGGAUAAUAUCACUGGCAUCGUGUUCCUGUCCCCUUUUAUCGCGAGAAAAGGGAAGAAUGAAGGAAAAGCGAGAUUCGAUAAUGAGCAUUCUCUCCUCGACGUCACGAUGUCUUUUGGUGCACGCGAUCGUAUCGAGCCUCCUCCUUAGAUUCGCCGAGGAAUAAAGCGAGUCCCUAGCUUGCACUGGGACUGCCGAGAAGAGAAGAGGAGAGGAGAGAUUUCCAUUGUCGGACGUUUUCCGCCAACUGGCUCUCUCUCUAGGAGAGGACGCCGCGCGUGAGUCACAAGGGAAAUACUAUUAAUUCGUCGCGCGGCGGCCUUGAUCAGAGAAGUGAUCGCGGUUCCUCUUGUUGAGCAGCCUUGUGUCGGAUUGUGCGAUGAGUAAUCGUGGAUUCCUAUCCGACAUGAGAUGGAACGAUUGCAUCUCUAUGCGAUUGUACAAUUGCGCGAAACAAUACGCGCAAUAAGCUUUUAUGACAACGCAAAAGAGUACAAUCGCCUCAUUUCAUCAGGAAGGUUCGAAGUUACUCGCUGCACAACUUAUGAACCCCUCCCUCAAGGAUGCAUUUCUCAGCAGUUUCGUUUUAUAAGUAUGCAUUUGCAUUUACAUCGACGGUGUCGAGGGAGAGAGAAGGGGGGGGGGAGAGAGAGAGAGAGAGAGAGCAAAAAGAAGAAGGGAUCGCAAUGAUCUUCUCGAUCGGCGAGAUCCAAGGGCUCCGCGACACGUUGGGGAUCGUCACUCGCGGAUUUGUUCCUUCGUAUCAUCUCGGGACGUUGCGUCGGGCUUUUGCCGCUUCGUGUUGCAAAGUUGCAGCGGCACAGCGCGCCUCGAUCGAUCGAUCAUGCCCCGAAUUUACGAAGGCCGGGUCCGCCUGUCCGCGACGCAUCGAAUAAAAAGGAAAGAAAGAGAGGCAGAAAGAAGAAACAAGGAUCUAACGGGGCUGGACCGGGACGAGAGGGAGAGAAUGGGAAUGUCGAUCGCGGCGUUCGAUAUGAUUCAUCGCGUCGUGUCCCGCGUCGAGGCGAUCGAUCGACAACGUUUUCUCAAGGAUUCGCGUCGAGUCAGAGAGCGCACCUCACCAGCACGCUCGUUACGUCCCUCCGUUUUGUGCCUAUGGUUUGUGCCUCGGAGAGGAGGCGGACAGACCGAUCCUUCGCGCCUAGUCAGUCUCGUAGAGAAUGCGAUUAAUCACACUCUGCAAAUGCGUCACCCCCGAUUCUUUUCUCUUUCUUCUCUUCUUUUCUAUUCCUUCUUAUUUCCGACAGCCGCGCUCGAGCUUCGAAUAAACGAGCAAGGUCGCGAAUUAUCACCGCGUUCUCGUGAUCGGCGGAUCGAUUGACAAAGCAUAACCGCCAAAUGAGAGACUGAGAAUUUACUUCCUCUCUCUCUCUCCCUCUCUCUCUCUCUCUCACUCUCUCUCCGUGCUCGUGCUGUACACCUGCCGUGUUUCUUCUUCUUUUCCUCGUCUACUCUCUUGGAAUAAUUCUCCUCAUGGCCGUUGCCAUCCUCGUGCCGGACGAAUCCGCGUUCGUCCAGGCACGCCCGUGAAACCGUGUCGCCGCGAUAGCAUGUAAAAUUAUUCGACCGACUAGUCGAAGUCUAGUAAUAGAGCGCGAACUAUUUAUUCUAGCGGGGACCCUCUCGUUUGACCGGUUGAAACCAAAUAUCAAGAAUCGCAAUCGCAAGCAAUCGCAUGCCACAAUCGUAUCGCCGCAUUUUAUUCUUGUACGUGACGAAAGGAAAAUGUGUAAAUAAAUCAUCUCGAUUCUCGCACACCACGACGGCGGAAUCCGCGUGUCCAAUCUAACGGCGCGUCGAAAAACAAAACGCGCUCUCCGUGACUCGCUUUAAUAUUUAUUGAACUGUUUCUCGAUGUCUGACACGUGAACGUAGGAAAUCAUAGCGGUAUCAUUGUGGCGCCUAUAUACAUACAUACAUACAUACAUAUAUAUAUAUAUAUAUAAAUAUAUUUUCUACGAUAAUGUAAUAAAAGCAAGAGAAAAGAAUAUGCACGAAUAUCCGAGCUCUCCUUGUUAUUAUCGCGUAUCCACAUUGCACAUUGUACAUACCGACGAUAAGGAUAUUUAGGGAAAUAGAUGAUUUAUUGAACAGCUGAGUGGUCGAUGCGCAUUUGUAGACCGAAGAAAAACAUAUUUGGUCGAAUUAAUCAAACGUUUGAUGAACUAUGAACGAAACAGAAUUCCGGAUGAAGUCACCAGAAUUCUUUGUUCAGGUCAAACAAGACUCUGAUUGAGGAACAAAUAAAAUUUCUGGUCAACCAGAACCCGUUUCAAGCCGAAGAAGUCCUGUUUAGUUAGCCAGAAUCUUGUUAACUCGAACAGAAUUCUGAUGACUUCAACCGGAACUUCCGGUCCGUUCAUAUUGCACCAGACAUUCGAUUAACCUAACCAUUUUUUCUUCGUAUGAGAGGCAAAAGUACCAAUACUGGGCUCGUAUCUAACUCUGGACGUUCUUACUGUUUUGGUCCUUGAGUGCGAAUUUUCCAACUUUCAACGUAGGAUAUACAUAUUCUAUAUUAAAGAUUCAAACUUUCGUAUUUAAAAACUAUAAGAAUGUCCAGUUAGACAGAAAAGACGAGUUUGGUCAGGUGGCUGAACAAAUUUCUGCAUGAAAUACGCGAACGAUUCCGCGAAGUGCCGAUUGAAGUUAUAAGAAUUCAUCAAGAUUUCUAAUUAACUCAAGCAGAAGUCUGGUAAUUCCAGUCGGAAUUUCUGAAUCGUUUCAGCGGAAAUUGAUACACUCGAGCUUCUUCUUCAGCCUAGAUACGUGUCCAGGCAUUGGCAUUUUGAUUCUGCAUGCUACACAAGGCGGAAAAUCGCGCUUUUCGUGUGCGCGUAUCGAAGACACGACGGCGGGAGAGAUCCGAGGAGAACAAGAGAAGAGCAAUCGGCGGGCACAUUUUCCCUGUACUCUCGUUGAUUCGUUCCUUCCUGGAUGUAUGAUAGUGCCGUGGUCGGAAGAAGGCGUGCGCGUUCGACCGCACGGUCGAAUCUAUUUGUUCACGAUUCAAUAGCGUUUCGACGGAAAGGGAGCUCUUCACGAUUAGAGAAUUAAUUUAUUAUCACUCCCAAUCGACUACUGGUGUCUCUCGGGAGAGACGCGGAGAUAGAUAGAAAGAGAGAGAGAGAGAGAGAGAGAGAGAGAGAGAGAGAGAGAGGUCCAAUCAGGAUUAACAUUAAUUAAUAUAUAUGUAUAUUAACAGUGCAAGCGCGUACGCGCACUGUAUUUGACGUACACUAUUAUUGUAAACCUAUUCGUAAGCUUCUUGCGUAAGCACCUAAUCUGUGUAACCGCAGCGCGAUGUUAUCUUUAAGUAUAAGGCGGGAAGAGCGCCCCUCCUUUUUCACCCGUAAGAUGGUAAUUUAAGAGAUAUUUAUUGAUUGAUUGGUUGAGAGAGAAAGAGAGAUUCUUCACGACGUCCAGGACGUGUCAUCCCUGUUACCGCGCCACGUGUCGCCUGCAUAGCACUUGGAGAUCGGUUAGUUGGUUGUCCGCGUAUGUUAAUUAAGCGCGCGUAGUAUUUAAAACGAUAGUUUAAGCCGGGCGCUAUUAAUUGCGGCGAAUUGCGUGACGUUGACGCCGCUCUCAGCGGGCCUGUCUGAUUUCUUCAUUAUUCCCGAGAUCAUCCUGCAAACACGAAUGCAAACGUCGCCAUGACGAUGAGCAUGAGACGUACACCCAAGGCUGCGCGCUCCCCGACACAUAUUGUACAAGAAAGAGCCGACUAAUUUAUGUAUAUUUCUCCAUCAUCGUCGCACUCGGCGACGAGUUUCGUUCCGAAUUUUCCUCGUCAUGGCAAACCACACUGAAUACACGGCUCUCCGGAAUCGAGGCGAGCCUCGUUCGCCCCGGUGAGCCUCCAACAGACUGACCAACAAAAUCCAGCCUAGAGCGACGAUAAAGUCGCGCUUAGACCGACCAAUAAAGUCAAGACUAGACUGACUGAUACAACCCUAGACUGGAUCGACCAGAGGAUCGCGACCGCCGGUUCCGGGGAGUCCGACUACAGCACACCGAGAAAAGGAUACUCGCGAAUUUACUUUGCGGGAUAGUUCCGUCUCGCGCGGAAGCAAACUUCGCAGAAAUAAAACUUCACCUUACGGAAACGGACCUUUUGUAUCCCACAGAUAAAUUUUUCAGUAUUUUGUUUCUCAGUGUGGUGUCUCGAUCCGCCGUUUCGCUUGCGGUAUCAACUAGACAGCGAAGUAGACAACACCACGUGCACAGCGAGCGGAUCGUCCGUUGACACGUGCACGGAGAACUCCAGUGGACUGAUAUCGAAGACUUUAACUACUUUAAAAUUAGUCAUCGCCGCGUAUUUCCGACGGCUUUUUUCCCUUCUUUAUUACUUCUUAGCGCUGGUCGAAUCCCCCUCGCUCAGGCAGGACGCGUGACGCACGAUGUGGAGACGACGACAGGGUCUUGAAUCGAACUCUAAUACGUGUUAGGCAGCACAUAGAUCACUCGAUUCUUCGACCCGUAAUACAUUCUGUUAUUUUCACCUCCCGCCUUUCACCGGCGAGGAACUGUCAGACAAUCGCGCGUUUUGGAAUCUUCUAUUAACGCAUAGGGGAAACAGUUGAAUUAACGUGACAAUGACACAAGUGAACACGUUUUGGUUGAGGAAAAUAGAAUACCUCCCACACAAUACAUCUAAAAUAAAAUCGGGACAUGAGACGUCUUGAAAGUGUCUUAGAGAUGUCUUAUACUCCGACGUCCGAGAGACGUCUUAUGUCCUGAUUUUAAACAUUUGUAUUGUGGGUUGGCUCUUGCGAAGUGAAUUCGUUUCGCCAGAAAUUCCGUUGUCUGCGGCUAAGGCGCAGUUCUGUUGUGUCACUGACACGUUAAUUCAGCUAGUUUUCUUUCUUCGUGUGCAACAUACGCGAUAAACCUACAAUGAUUUUCGUGAUUCACAUUUGGAGCAAAAUUGACAGGAAUUUGAUUCCCGAUGCUUCUGCGUUGGAGACACUUUCCGUUCUGAGCCAACUUAAAUUCCAGACCAAACAUUUUUCUCAGAAAGACAAUCGAGUGUAAAAUCAUAGAGAGCAAGAGAAGUGCAUUGCACAUUUCAAUUUUCGUCGGCCGCAAAAGUUGUAGGGAAUCUCGGGAAAUCGGAACAACAUUAAUUCGCGAGUCGUCGGGAUGACGGUCGAACCCGUCGCUCCGUAAAACGAGAUGCGAAUUCGCCGCGGGCUAACCGUUCUAUUCAACGUCACGCUCCUUGUCCGCUAACGAAAUUGUUGCAUGCAGAGCGCCAAUUCUUAGACUUCAAUACUUCACGAUGUAUACGCACGUUAGUAGUUCUUUCAUAGGAUGUACGCGGCGGUGGCUUUAGGUAAUUUCGCGGGGGAUAUCGAUUUUACGUAGGAUUAAGUUCGUCUCCGUUCGAGAAUGAAAGAGACGACGCGAUGGUGAAUGGAUCGUAUCGUGCACUUCGAUAAAAUCGUUUCUCGCCAAUUAGAUCGUCUCCGAUCGACCGAAUUUUGCAAAGAGUCCGUUUCACGAUCGUCCUUCUCGCCGAUACACUAUUCUUCUUACACAGAUAUGCAUGAUAUUAAUAGAAGAAUAUCAAGAUAUUAUUUGGAAACUAUUAAAUGUUUGAGACGCCGAGAGAGGGAUAUUGAAAAUCGUGUUUUUUUUUUUGCGCGCUGCAGUCUUUUUGGUUUUUUUUUUCCCAUAUGAUCGGGGCUGGAAUAAUACUUUGCUCAUGUUUCUGCUCGAGCAUUCCCUUAAAGCUCUUAUAUAGUUGCAGAAUUGAGGAAUAUCUCGUUUCUUAAUUAUUUUUUCUUCCUUUAGCGAAGGGAGAACAUUCAUCGCGUGCCAAUGUAGAGGAGAAACCAGAUUCGCGAUUCAAAAAGACGGAGGAAUGACUCAUAGUCACGGUUGUGAAUUAACCUCGUAAAUGCACGUUAAUUAGCUCCCCGCGUUCGCAUUGUGCACGAUUAUUUCGCGUCGACAGCAAUUGUUCUCGCAACGAAUCUCCUCAACGAAACCGCGCACAGAAGCCGCAGACAGGACAUUCUCGUGCAACGCACUACGCUUUCGUCCUUGUAAUUUCCCGCGUUAAUUAUUCAGAUUUAUGCGCGAAUCUACCGCGGUCACACAUAGACAUACACACGUACGCACGCAUUCACGCUAUGUACUUCCUCGCUUCGCAAAGUCCUCAAGGUUCAUACUCAUUCGGGAUCUAACUUGCUCUUUUGUAUGUGUACGUGUGACAGACUGUAAAUUUCCUCAAGAUAUAACAUACCACUAUCGCUGCAAACGUUUCUCGUCGUUCACGCGAAACCUGAACAGGUAAAACGCGCCGCAUUUAUGCGGCAGACCUUCCUGGUUUUCCGCUCGGUAUAUCAUGCGUUACGCCUUCGCGCGUUACGCAACAUAUUCGAUAACUCCUUUUCGUGACACAGAUUUAACGAGAGGAACUCCACGAGGGAGAACGUUCCAAGUUCCUUUUUCCGCGACGGGAAAUGCCAAAACCGCGGCCUGCACUGAAGAAAAGCAACAAAAAAAAGAGAAAAAAACGAAGAAAAAAGAAAAGGAUUUAUUCCUAAUCAAAAAAGAAAAUCCUGCCAUACCGCGUCUUCCACGAGAGAGACUAUGAACAUUAUCGUAAAAGUAGUCUAACGUUUAUUACGUACCUAUGUAAUCCGUAAGUUAAAUUAUUCGCUGUCCCGUGUAAGAAGCGAACGAGAGAAAGAGAGUGAGAGAAAGUUGUGUGUGUAUGUGUGAGAUGCAUCAACGAGUGGAAUUGAUGAUGUGCCGAACGAUAAGCGCAUGUAAUUCUCCAUGUACGUCAAAAUUUUCAUCCGCUCGUGGCAAGAGAUGGACAAUGCGCGCACGCGUGUAAUGCACUUUUUAACAUUCUGUAAAUAUAUAACUCUUUUAGUGACACUUUUAGGAUAAUUAUCCGGAGCGUGUCCGGACGGAGAAAUUACGAGGACGAAGAUGUGAGAUGAGAUGAAAUCUUUUCGCGACUCGUAUCGCCGUUGUCCUCCUCUUCUAUUAUUAAUCUUUAUCGGCGCUCUUCGAACUUAAGCGAAGCAUUUUCCUUUAUUUCAUUCGACGCGUACACUUUCAGGAGAGAAAGAGCAUCUUGCGACGCGAAACACGCUCAAGACAAGGUUUUGUAAACUACUAAAUGAAAACAAUUAUGCCGCGCACUCCACGAUGAAAGAUACACGGAGAGAAAGAGAAAGGGAGAAAAUCUCUCCGUCGAGACGACAGAUCCGCGCGCGUGCUUCCUCGCGAACGGAUGUCGUGGUCUGUAAAACAACAAAUGUACAUACCUACAUCGCACUAAUUUAGUAUUGCCACUAAGUAUUACAACUAGUCACAUAAGCCAAAAGUUUGUUACUCUCGCAGAAGUUUUCUUUUUUUCAGUUUUGUAAAAUAAAGGAAGAUGAUAAAAACACA